Lithohypha guttulata is the source of this 2400-nucleotide messenger RNA. RefSeq names its product exosome nuclease subunit (gene RRP6). Gene Ontology annotation, biological process: histone mRNA catabolic process; exonucleolytic trimming to generate mature 3'-end of 5.8S rRNA from tricistronic rRNA transcript (SSU-rRNA, 5.8S rRNA, LSU-rRNA); nuclear polyadenylation-dependent snoRNA catabolic process. Gene Ontology annotation, molecular function: 3'-5'-RNA exonuclease activity; nucleotide binding; single-stranded RNA binding. The transcript has a single exon. Bases 1 to 2400 code for a protein of 799 amino acids. Gene Ontology annotation, cellular component: nuclear exosome (RNase complex); nucleolus. The record is from RefSeq and is a predicted model, not a curated record. NCBI's taxonomy places the organism in Eukaryota, Fungi, Ascomycota, Eurotiomycetes, Chaetothyriales, Trichomeriaceae.
AUGGCUGUUCAGAUAACGGCCGAUUUCAAAGCUUAUCAGGAACAAAUUACCUCGACGUUAUUGAGCGUAACUAGAAACGCUUCAGCAGUUGCCAAUAAUGACCUGAGCUUCCAUCGUUCCUUGAGCGACAAGGUAUCCCGCUCGCUGGACUCUCAGAAUGCGAACUUCCUACGUCUCACGAAUAAACUAUUAAAGGCUGCUACGAAAGAAAGUAACAUUAAGCCGCCAACUAUUCAGGAUUAUGAUGGAGUGGAUGAUCACUGGAAGGGGAUUGUCGAUGUGAUCGAUGACCUUCUGGAGAAGGUCGAUGCUAACUUGGAUGACUUCAAUGGCGGUAUCACUCAUUCUAUGACUCCUCCUCAACCAGCUACGCCUGAAACGCCACACCCAGGUCCUCGAAUGCCUGCCUAUCGUCCUUCACCCUACAGUAGUACCCCGAAACCACAAGCGAGAUUUCAAAGAAAGGUUGACAACUACGAGGCUGGUCCAUGGAAGCCCUUGCUGAAAUCCAAGCCCAAUUCGAUCAUCGAUCUAGCCGCAAGUCUUGGUUCAGAAGAUACUGGAUACCACAACCCCUACACGCCGGAAAUUCAGCAGUACAAAUAUCCUGCACAACUUUAUGAAGAGGCAGAACCCAUUGAAUUUGAGCCUCCUGAGAAUAGUCAGCCUACCUGGGUAGAUACGGAAGCGGGUGUGCAAGCAAUGCUCCAAGAAUUGAGUGCUGCAAAAGAAAUCGCCAUCGACCUCGAGCAUAACGAUAAGAACUCAUAUGUGGGCCUUGUGUCUCUUAUGCAAAUUAGCACUCGAUCAAAAGACUGGGUUGUUGAUACUCUUCAACCAUGGCGCGAGAAUCUUCAGGUCCUGAAUACCGUCUUCACAAACCCUACGAUUCUUAAGGUCUUUCACGGCUCAACGUCAGAUAUGAUCUGGCUUCAACGUGAUCUAGGUUUGUAUGUUGUUGGCUUGUUUGAUACAUAUCAUGCCGCCUCUGCUCUCAACUAUCCUCAAAGGAGUCUUGCUGCUCUUCUUCGCAAGUUUGCCCACUUUGAAGCUCAGAAACAGUAUCAAUUGGCCGACUGGCGAGUGCGACCACUGCCUCAAGAACUUCUUGACUACGCUCGAGCUGAUACUCAUUACCUUCUCUAUAUCUACGACAAUAUGCGGAACGAGCUUGUUCAAGCGUCCACUCCAGACAACAACCUUGUCGACUAUGUCCUAGAGCACUCAAAGAAAGAAUGUCUUCAGGUAUAUGAGCGUCAUGUUUACGAUCGUGACAAUGGCCUUGGUUCCGAUGGCUGGAUGAAAUUGUUACUAGUUCGGGACACGAAGAAGCUGGACAAGGCACAGUUUGGCAUACUUAGAUCACUCCACGAAUGGCGCGACCAGAAGGCUAGGGAGCUCGAUGAAGGAGCUGUGAGCAUCAUAUCCAACAAUUAUCUGUUCAACUGUGCAUGGGUCAAGCCAGAAACCAGGGCGCAACUUUUUGGCAACAGAGAACUUGGUCGAGCAUCGCCAUAUGUGGAGAGGCACUGUGACGAAAUCAUCGAUGCCAUCAGGCGCGGAAAGCGAGAGGGUUUAGAAGGGCCCAGCAUCGACGAAGUCAUCGAAAGAAACGCUGACAAGCUUUCCACCUACAGACAAUUCAAGCAUACAAACCCGAAAGCUAAGCCACAGGAGGUUCAGCAAAGCGUGGCUGCUACCAUGCAGAAGCUUUUGCGAAAUGGCGAGCUUCGCGAGGCUGUUGGCCCUGAUGUUAGUAAUGAAGCGUUGACUGGUCGGAUCGACUCUUCUUUCUUGUGGGGUGGCACGUCACCAUCAACAGUACUGACAGCUCUUGACUCUAAGGCCGUGAACCAGGCUCUCCGUGCUGUGAUGCCAUUGCAUUAUCUCGUCAACACGAAUCCGGCUUCGAACGCCGCCAUGCCAGCCACAGCAGGCGAGAUACCUGACGCUACCGAAUUACCUCAGACCGAGGCCGGCGUUCGAGUGGUUCAGGAACCUGACAUCGACGUUCCUUUCACUCUUCGAGAUCGAAAUAGGAAGCGAUCCGCGAACGAGCUUGAAACAGAGGAGGAUCAGAUCACUACUAUACCUGCCGACAACUCAGGACAAUUUGCUGUCACAGACGAAGGCAAGGUGAUGAGCAGCAGAGAAGCCAGGAAAGCCUUCAAGCAGGCUCGUAAAGAGGCAGAAGCAUCUCAACCCACCGACUUUCAGCCCUUCGACUAUGCUAAUGCACAGAGCAUGUUGCACCCCGCCCCUCAGCCGGAGCCAUUGAGCACCAACACGAAACCAAAGCCACUUAAUCCAUUCGCCAAAGCACUCGAUACUAGUACAGGCGCCAGACGAAACAGACUGGGCAAGGAACUGCCUGGCAAGAGUCAUACGUUCAAGUCCUGA